AUCUUCGACGCCUGCGGGCAGGCGAUCCUACGGAAAACGGUAUCACAUCUCUCUCCGAGUCUUACACACCACCAUGUCGUCCGAAGCGAGUUCCUCGAGUACUCCAGAAAAGAAAAAGCCCAUUGUAAUCAUCACAAUAGGCAUGGCCGGCGCAGGCAAGUCGACGUUCGUGCAGCGCAUCAACUCCUACCUGCACUCGCUCGAGCCGCCUUCGCCGCCGUACAUCCUCAAUCUUGAUCCGGCGGUGACCAGCGUGCCGUUCGAGGCGAACAUCGACAUCCGGGACACGGUCAACUAUCACGAGGUGAUGAAGCAAUACAACCUCGGGCCGAACGGCGGCAUCUUGACCGCUCUGAACCUAUUCACGACGAAGUUCGACCAGGUAUUGGGGCUGGUGGAGAAGAGGGCGGAGACGGUCGACUAUGUAAUUCUCGACACUCCCGGCCAAAUCGAGAUCUUCACCUGGUCCGCUUCUGGGGCUAUAAUCACGGACGCAGUCGCAGGGACAUUGCCGACGGUCGUUGCGUACAUCAUUGACACACCGCGGACGGCCGCUCCCGCUACAUUCAUGUCCAAUAUGCUGUACGCGUGCAGUAUCCUAUACAAAACAAAAUUACCCUUCAUCCUUGUCUUCAAUAAAACCGAUGUCCAGCCGCAUGACUUCGCCCUCGACUGGAUGCACGAUUUCGAGGCAUUCCAGGAGGCUCUCGCGUCACAUCGGGGAACAACAGAUGAUGAGGGCGAGCCGACGUACAUGAACAGCCUUAUGAACAGCAUGAGCCUCGUGCUCGACGAAUUUUACAAGCACCUAACAGCGGUAGGAGUUUCUAGCAUGACGGGCGCGGGGAUCAAAGAAUUCUUCGACGCGGUCGAAGCCUCACGGACAGAAUACGAAAAUGAAUACCUUCCCGAGCUAGAACGCGCCCGCGCCUCGCGAGAGGCCUCAUUGCAGAAGGCGAAGGAAGACUCGGUGAACCGGCUGAUGGGUGACCUCGCCGUCGACCGUGCGCGGAACCCGAACGCCGCGAUGAUGGACCGGUGGGAUCCCAAUGAGGAAGACGAAGAUGAUGACGCGGAUGUUAAUAUCAUUGACCGGAGCGAGGAGCCAUGGCCGGGGCAGUACAUCGAUGUGACGAGGAUGCAUGGUAGGAACGACGAAGGGAUUAAUUGGCCACGGCCGGGGUAGUGAAUUGUGGAGCCCAAAAUACGUGAAUUGUACGAUCAACUUGUAACAGACUGUAUCCACUAAUUGUAUAUUGCCACAGAGUUUGACAGAUCGCUGGCAUUG
Molecule: messenger RNA, 1288 nt
Organism: Fomitopsis serialis
Lineage: Eukaryota; Fungi; Basidiomycota; Agaricomycetes; Polyporales; Fomitopsidaceae
Exons: 7
Coding region: 74-1186 (370 amino acids)
Molecular function (GO): GTPase activity
Source: RefSeq, a predicted model, not a curated record